AACUUCGAAUAAAUUUUCUCCGAUCACUCUCUCUCUCUCUCUCAUUUAAUCCGAUCGAGACUAUGUUCAAAUUUCGCAAUCUGUUAUUUCUCUUCUUGAUUUUGAUCUCAUCGGUUGUUCGGGAAUCAAGUUGUUCGUAUGCUGGUUCGGCUACCUCCACCGUAGAUCCUAGUAAAGUGAAGCAGAUUUCAUGGAAACCGAGAGCUUUUGUAUAUGAAGGAUUUCUCACGGACCUAGAAUGCGACCAUCUGGUUUCUAUAGCGAGAUCCGAGCUAAAGAGAUCUGAAGUUGCUGAUAAUGAUUCAGGAGAUAGCAAGCUCAGUACUGUUCGAACGAGCUCAGGAAUGUUCAUUUCUAAGAGCAAGGAUUCUAUUGUUUCUGGCAUUGAGGACAAAAUUGCUGCAUGGACUUUUCUUCCAAAAGAAAAUGGGGAGGACAUUCAGGUAUUGAGAUAUGAGCAUGGCCAGAAGUAUGAAUCACAUUAUGAUUACUUUGUUGACAAGGUGAAUAUUGCCCGGGGAGGACAUCGUUUAGCUACAGUCCUUAUGUAUCUCUCUAAUGUGACCAAAGGCGGUGAAACAGUUUUUCCCUUGGCUGAGAAGUCUCCCCGGCGGAGGGCUUCUGAAACAGACGAGGAUCUCUCAGAGUGUGCAAGGCAAGGAAUUGCAGUGAAACCAAAGAAAGGCGAUGCCCUUCUUUUCUUUAGUCUCGAACCAAAUGCAAUCCCAGACACCAAUAGUCUCCAUGGUGGCUGCCCUGUUCUUGAAGGAGAAAAAUGGUCAGCAACAAAGUGGAUUCACGUUGACUCUUUCAGCAAAAACUUGGGAAACAUUGGGGACUGUACGGAUCUAAAUGAAAGCUGUGAGAGAUGGGCUGCCUUAGGGGAAUGCACCAAAAACCCUGAGUAUAUGGUCGGAUCUGCAGAGCUUCCAGGCUACUGUAGGCGGAGUUGCAGGAUCUGUUGAUACACUCCAAAUUUGGAUACCUUUUGGCGGUAAAAUUCUUGAUUCUUGCCUUUGGAAGGAUGGUAAUUGACUUAUUUUAAAAUUAUUAUUGGCUUAUUUUAAGGUAUUGUUUCUUCUACAAAUAAAUACACAGACGUAAUUACUUGAUGAAGUUUCGUCACUCAUGAAUUGAUUGUGUAGCUAUCUUAUGCCCCUUUUGAACUCUGAAGCACGGAUGAAUGAAGCAGCAGCGGUCGGGAACCCAGCAGGACUUUUCAAUCCAUCUGAAACCAAAGGACAAAGGAAGAAAAGAGGUAAAAAUAGGUUUUGACAAAAGAUUAUCCAUUUAUAUGUAGGAGUGAGACCGAGUAAAAACUCGCAGUUUUUGGUAAUUUAUUAGAAAGAAAGAAAGAAAGAUUCCGUAAGCUACUUAGUAGUGGAUAGGUAAAAAGAAAGCACUCCAUUACGAAUGUUGGGACAUAUGAAUAAAGCAAUGUCUAAGAUAAUGAACAAGAUGCUCACUCACUCAACUAGCGCACCUCUAAAGUGGCCAUGGAGAUUCUUCCUCCCAUCACCCAAUAACUCAAUCCCCUCUAAUGUUAACUGCUUUUCUUCCUUCCUAUUCUAAAAGAUGGGAGCCUUCAUGGACAAGAAAAAUGAUAGGUAGCAUCAAACAUGGACUAUGAUCCAUCCUGACAAAUUAUUUAUCUUUUAGAUUGAGUUAAUUCAAUUGGUCAAGGAAGCUUUUUUGACGGUAUGCCUCUAGGAAUCUCUAGUACUUUCAACUUAAUGAUUAUAUUCCAAGUUGAGAUCAA
Messenger RNA from Cucurbita pepo subsp. pepo (vegetable marrow), 1759 nucleotides. Its product is annotated as putative prolyl 4-hydroxylase 4. The record is from RefSeq and is a predicted model, not a curated record. Gene Ontology annotation, molecular function: L-ascorbic acid binding; procollagen-proline 4-dioxygenase activity; iron ion binding. Lineage: Eukaryota; Viridiplantae; Streptophyta; Magnoliopsida; Cucurbitales; Cucurbitaceae. Gene Ontology annotation, cellular component: endoplasmic reticulum. Gene Ontology annotation, biological process: peptidyl-proline hydroxylation to 4-hydroxy-L-proline.